AUGACAGAGGCGACUUCGACCUCGACCUCGACCUCGAAGCCAGCGACAGCUUUCAGUCUUGGUGAACCAAUCUCAUCGUCAUCUUUAGCUUCUUCUUCUUCAACUUCCGCAUCCACCUCGACUUCCACAUCCGCACCUGCACCUGCUUCUUCGUCACACAAUACCUUACUCACUAAUGAUUCACCUUCGAGAGGUGAGUCACUCACACCUCGACAUGGACCACUAGCCCCCAAUGCCUUCGAGCUAUCAGAAGAUGAAGAGCCGACUCCUGUCUUGGGCGAUAUACCUAAUCACCCUUCAAGAGCAGAAACGUUAAGGAGACGUAGUUUAGCUAAAAGAGGUAUAGGAAUUGAUGAAUCAAAAGGGAUCAAAUUAAGCAAUGGCCAUAAGGUCCACAAGGCAGACGGAAUGCUGGAGCAAGAGGAAGAAGCGGAUGAUGCAGAUGCAGAAGAAGUCGAAGACGAUGAUCAUGAGGAGAAUCACCUGGAUUCAUAUGAUGAUAACGAAAAGAAGCAGAUUGGGAAAGAGAAUGACUGGGAACAAGAGAAUGAGAAUGAACAUGUCAAUGGACAUGAGAACAAGACUGGACAUAGGAGAAAAAGUUCUUUGAGUGCGGCAAGGGAAAGAAUGAGAGCUAAGAUGAAGUCCCCUCUGGUACCCAAUAUUAAAUUGGAUGAGUUGAGGGAUACGCUGGAGAUUGGAAUCGAGAAGAAAUUCGCGCCCCUGAGUAUACCACCUCAUAGAAGACUUCAAACUGCCGCAGUAUUGUUAUGGGCUUUACUCACGCCUUUAUCUGUCAUCGUGUUUCUCCUCUGCGCAUCGUGUAUUGCACUCUGGCCAAUCCUCAUCCCAUAUCUCAUUUGGAUUCAGUUCGACACUGCUCCACAAUGGGGAGGAAGACCAAAGGAAUGGGCGAGGAGAUCUUUCAUAUGGAAAUACUACGCUCAAUAUUAUCCUUGCAGCAUUGUAAAGGAAGCGGAUCUUCCACCAGAUAGACCUUAUCUCUUUGGAUAUCAUCCACACGGUAUCAUCGGGAUGGGAGCUUUCGCAACGUUCGCAACAGAAGGCACUAAUUUUUCAGAGUAUUUUCCGGGGAUCAAACCGCAUCUCUUGACACUAGAUUCAAAUUUCAAAAUUCCAUUUUAUCGGGAUCUCAUGAUGAUCCACGGCAUAUGUUCUGUUUCCAAAAGGGCCUGUGCAAACGUACUUUCUAUGGGUCCAGGAUCAGCUAUCACCAUUGUCGUAGGGGGAGCCACGGAAUCACUUUCCGCUCAUCCUGGAACAGCUGAUCUGACUUUGAAAAGGAGAUUUGGGUUCAUCAAAAUGGCUAUAAGGGAAGGAGCGGAUUUAGUGCCCGUUUUCAGUUUUGGAGAGAACGACAUCUAUGAGCAAUUAGCGAACGAGAAGGGAUCUUGGGUCUAUGCACUGCAGAAGAACUUUCAGAAAAUGUUCGGCUUCACCUUACCUUUGUUCUAUGGAAGGGGAGUAUUCAACUACAAUUACGGUUUAAUGCCUUUCCGCCAUCCGAUCGUGUCUGUUGUCGGUAAACCGAUACACGUUAAAAGAGACCCACAUCCGUCAAAUGAGGCUAUACAAGAAACACAGCAGCUAUACAUCGAAGAAUUGAUGAGGAUCUGGGAUAAAUAUAAAGACCUCUACGCUCGUGGAAGGACUAAAGAGUUGACUCUGGUUGAAUAA
Messenger RNA from Kwoniella shivajii, 1698 nucleotides. RefSeq lists its product as uncharacterized. Gene Ontology annotation, cellular component: endoplasmic reticulum membrane. The record is from RefSeq and is a predicted model, not a curated record. Gene Ontology annotation, molecular function: diacylglycerol O-acyltransferase activity. The transcript is spliced from 15 exons. Lineage: Eukaryota; Fungi; Basidiomycota; Tremellomycetes; Tremellales; Cryptococcaceae. Gene Ontology annotation, biological process: triglyceride biosynthetic process. Bases 1 to 1698 code for a protein of 565 amino acids.